Molecule: messenger RNA, 322 nt
Organism: Dentiscutata erythropus
Lineage: Eukaryota; Fungi; Glomeromycota; Glomeromycetes; Diversisporales; Gigasporaceae
Source: the annotation of a GenBank genome assembly
UACACGAGUUAUCCAAAAAGCUUAUCAAGAUAUUGUGCCAAUCGAGUCUAUGAAAAUUAAAAGCUUUACGCCUAGUUUGAUUAAUGAGCCACGUUUAUUGACUCCUCUGCCAUUACCACCAAAGCCUUUUGCAUUAAUAGGCGAUCUCUCAAAAUACUCUUGUAAACAUAGUGUAAGUGUACCCAAGAUUAAAAAUCUUUGGAGUGAUCAAUUAAAUAUGCCUAAUAUUUCUAGCAGGACUAGUUUGGGCCAUGUUGCUGAUGCAUAUUUCAAUUCUGUGCAAAAAAAUGCAAAGGAGAUAGACUUAAUAUCCUUUGAUUAA